Funneliformis geosporum is the source of this 945-nucleotide messenger RNA. NCBI's taxonomy places the organism in Eukaryota, Fungi, Glomeromycota, Glomeromycetes, Glomerales, Glomeraceae. The record is from the annotation of a GenBank genome assembly.
AUGUAUACUGGCAAACUUGACUUGAGUGAACAUGCUGGCUCUGAUGUCCUCAAUCUUAUUUUAGCAUCCGAUGAAUUGCUUCUUGAUGAAUUGGUUACUUCAGUACAAGAGUACCUGAUUAAAAAUCAAGCAGAAUGGUUACAACAAAAUUUAUUUAAGGUCCUUCAAAUAGUGUUCCAAUUAGAAAGUUGUAAACUGCUCCAAAAUUAUUGUUUAGUAACUAUUUGUGAUGAACCAGAUUUUUUUUUUGAUUCACCAAAAUUUCCAACAUUAGAAAAAAAUGUUCUACUAAGAUUAGUCGAAAGAGAUGAUUUACAAAUAGAUGAAACUGAAUUAUGGAAUUAUCUUAUUAAAUGGGGGAUGGCUCAAUCUUCGGAAUUGAAAGGAAAGGAGAUUAAUAAUAUAAGGAGUUGGGAUGAAAAUGAUUUUAUGGUUUUAAAAAGUACUUUGAAUCAAUUAAUUGCUCACAUUCGAUACUUCGAAAUUUCAUCAAAAGAUUUUCAUAGUAAUAUUUGGCCACUUAGGAAAUUGUUACCUGAAGCACUCUUCGAAGAUAUUGUGUCAUUUUAUAUGGCAAAUAUUAAACCUGAUCAAUAUAAUUUGGCUUCACGGGCUUCACGUCAUGUAAAAGUAACAGUUGAUUCGUUAAUCAUAAAACUGAAACAUGCGUCUAUCCUUGCAAAUUGGAUUCAAAGAAAAGAUUAUAAUGCAAAAAUCCGCAAUGGAAAAGAUUUAAAAAAUAUUAAAAUUAGUCGAGUUAAAACUAGUGAUUUUGCGAUAUAUGAAUGUAGUGAUCAAAAUAUACCAUUUAAUUUUGGUAAUAGUGAUUUGAUUAUUAAUAAAAAUUCUGGUACAAGUAAUCAAAGGCAUUAUGAAAGUAGUAUUUUAGAUACAAAUAAUUUUAGCAUCGAAGAAAUGGAGAUUUUUAGGUUUAUAAAGGAUUAA